AUGCUUCCUUCACGAGUACGGUCAGUCAAUUCAAAAUUGGAAAUAAUUACGAUUAUCUUAACACUUAUCUAUGGUGUUAUCAUACUUCCAGUGUAUACCAAGACAUUGGACAUUGAAUCGGAUACACCACUGACAAUCAGCUUUAUUCCACCUUCAGAUCAAGUACUCCUCAAUGAACCAUUAAUUAUACGUUGUGAAGUCAAUACAUUGAACAGUGAACGCUCUGAUUCAAACAAAAAUAUCCUUAGUGGUUAUAGUAUGUUUUUUCUAUGUCCAAUUGCACCAUGGGGUAAAUUUUGUUUUCAUAAUUGUCAAUCAGCUUGUGUUGGUGAAAAUCCAGGCAAGUGUCCAUAUGAAAAAGAAUUAGGAUUAGUAAAAUGUCGUACAGUUGUUACACAACAAGGUCAUAUAUUCUAUGAAUAUACAAUACCAAGUUUAACAAACGCUUGGCUUGGAUCAGACAAUUUGAACAUCAACAAUAAUGCUGCGAAUGGUUACCAGAGGAUCGAGGGAUUCUCGUGUAAAACAGCUGGAUUGAAAACACCACAGAUUCCUUUGAUUUUAGCGAGACCAACAGAAACUACUAUAACCACCCUUAUGUCUCACAUACCGAUAACUACUAAAAAGACAAAAGCCCCAGCAACAAGAUCUCCUACAGUACUGUUAUCUGUUAAUAAUGGAGUUAAUAAAAGUUCAUCUGAAGAAAAAACAAACAGAAGAAUAAACGGUGACUCGUCGAAUCAACUGACACAACAAGACGUCAGUCAGUCAAUUACCACUAUAAGUGGUGACCUUAAAGCUGCAUUGACACGUGAAGUAUUGAUCAUUGGCGCCAUUAUUUUUGUAUUCAUCUCACUCAUAGUCAAUGUAUUCUGUUGUAUCCGAUGUGCAUUGAUUCGUCAAUACUCUAAAACCAAAGAUCGCGUACACAUGCAACAUUUGUUCUGUAUGGCUGAAGAGAUACGCAAUGCCCGCAUAGUGAAACAGAUCAAUGGUAAAGGUCGUGGUUAUCGUGAUAAACUGGAAAAGAAUCAAAGCCAAGAACAACGACUCCAACAACAACAACAACAGAUACGUCUAGCCAAUCUACUCCAUGACGGUAAUACAACUGCAGCUGGCAGUAGUCUGUUAAUGAUGAAUAAACUUCAACCACAACCCAAUGGAUAUGAAUCAUACCAACCAUCUAUAGACUAUGGAUCGGAGUAUGUGACCGGUUUAAACUAUCCUGGGAUGGCAUUCAGUGAUAACCAGUCAUCUGGUCUACCAGCUGAUAUCCAUCUACGCUACUUACCAGACGGUAAAUCAGGCAACAGACAAUCAAUAUCAGCGUUCUCUUUAGUACCUGGUCAAUUGCCAAUGACAUGGACAAAUAAUAACAAUAACAGUAAUGAAUCACAUCGUCGAUCUAUCUCCAGUGUACAAAGAAUGGGGACUAAUUCUUUAGCAUCACAUUCAUCACAACAACAAAUUGCUGCAGCUGUUACUAAUUUCUAUUUACAGCAUCAACAACACUUUAUGGAAUUACAAAAUCAUCUGAAUAAUAAUACAGAAACCGGUAUAGUUAAUCAACUUGGUUCCGAUGGGAUGGGUUCAUGUUUUGGUAGUAUUGGUCAACCAGAUUCAAGUAUUCUAUCUGAAACGAAUAUUAUUCCAUCGAAUUCUGGUGGACAAGAUAGUGGUCAUUGUGAAUCUGUAAUCACUGAGAAUUUAGUCAAUCAUUCACCAAUGAUUAAUACACGUAAUAUUAACAAUACUACUAAUAAUAAUAGUAGUAGUAUAUUUUAA
Molecule: messenger RNA, 1785 nt
Organism: Heterobilharzia americana
Lineage: Eukaryota; Metazoa; Platyhelminthes; Trematoda; Strigeidida; Schistosomatidae
Source: the annotation of a GenBank genome assembly